UUUAAAAACCACGAGGGGUUUAUUGUGUAUUACCACUACCCCAUCCCACAAAAUGCCCAAUUAUCUCAGCGGGUCAUCCAAACUGUAUUGCUACCCAGAAAACGAAAAUGAACUCCAUCCAUUUCUCAUUCUCCUCAACUCCUCCUUCCACAUAGGCCGCCGGCGUAAUUGACCGUGGGUGGGUCAUGCCAAUCCUCCCACCCAAUUGGUUUUGCAGAUAUUAACAGCGCCAAGUCGAAGCCACUUUCAACGUCGGCGGAAAAGAGAGCAUCUUUAAUUAUUUUCCUAAUUCUUCCUCAGUUUGAGCGGACGACAUAUGGGGGCGAGUAGCGACCCGACUCAGGACGGGUCUGAUGAGCAGCAGCGUCGGUCGGAGAUCUACACAUAUGAGGCGCCAUGGCACAUCUACGCCAUGAACUGGAGCGUCCGCAGGGACAAGAAGUACCGUCUCGCCAUCUCGAGCCUAAUGGAACAAUACCCCAACCGAGUCGAAAUCGUCCAGCUAGACGACACAAACGGUGAGAUCCGCCCCGACCCGAACUUAUGCUUCGAGCAUCCAUACCCACCGACCAAAGUCAUCUUCAUACCGGACAAGGAAUGCCAGAGGCCGGACCUGUUAGCGACCUCCAGCGACUACCUUCGGGUCUGGAAAAUAGCCGACGACGGAAGCCGCGUCGAUGUCAAAUGCCUUUUAAACAACAACCGGAACAGCGAAUACUCUGGCCCCUUGACUUCGUUCGACUGGAACGAGGCGGAGCCAAAACGAAUCGGGACAUCGAGCAUCGACACGACCUGCACCAUUUGGGACAUCGAAAAAGAGACGGUGGACACCCAGCUCAUCGCUCACGACAAAGAGGUUUACGACAUCGCGUGGGGCGGCGUCGGAGUUUUCGCCUCCGUCUCCGCCGACGGGUCAGUUAGGGUUUUUGAUUUGAGAGACAAAGAGCAUUCGACUAUCAUUUAUGAGAGCUCCGAACCCGAUACCCCCUUAGUCCGUCUCGGGUGGAAUAAACAGGACCCGAGAUACAUGGCUACAAUCAUUAUGGACAGUCCGAAAGUGGUUGUGUUGGAUAUCCGUUUCCCAACGCUCCCGGUGGUGGAGCUGCAGAGACAUCAGGCUGGCGUGAAUGCGAUUGCUUGGGCUCCUCAUAGUUCUUGUCAUAUAUGUACUGCAGGGGAUGACUCGCAGGCUCUCAUUUGGGAUUUGUCAUCCAUGGGUCAGCCCGUUGAGGGUGGAUUGGAUCCGAUUUUGGCUUACACGGCUGGAGCUGAGAUAGAACAGCUUCAGUGGAGUUCGUCCCAGCCUGAUUGGGUUGCCAUUGCUUUUUCCAAUAAGCUUCAGAUUCUCAGGGUAUAAUAAUAUAACCGCAUUGUUUCAAUUUCAUUGUUGAAUUGAAUUUUUCGAAAUUACUAUGCUAGUCUUUGGACAUUGGUUUCUAUUUGCCAGUACAUUCUGCUCAGUAUUAGAGCAUAGGUUUACGUUGUGUUUCUUGAUUGUUGUCUUGUGUGAAGGGAUGCAAUGGUUUUGUGUCCGCUGUUACAUUCUGUUCUCAUCAAAUGAGGGUUACCAAUAUUUACAGUAUGUUGUUUGAAACGUUCGUGUUAACUGCAAAUUAAGUAGGGAUUUUUUUUUUUUAUGUUUCGUUGCGUUAAACAUGUAGAUUGCAACCUUUUCACAGGUGCUGAAAUGAGAACCAUGUUAGUUUAAGCCUGUGUGGUAAUUUUCAAGAUGAUGAUGCAAUUGUAUGUGGAAUCAAACUCCAGCAAUAUUCAUCAUCGUUUUUGCUUUUCUUUGAUGGGAAAAUGCAGCCAGUAGCAUGCAUGGUAUAAUAGAAAAUCAUGUAUCUUAGUGUCUAGUCCUAAUGCAGGAAGGAAGAAGGAAGAUACUCACCUAAUUGAGUAUAUGAUUUCCUCUAUGAUAACCUUUGUUUUGGGAGGGAUAUUCACCUAAUUCAUUGACUACAUAAUUUCAUCAUGAUAACCAUUGUGUUAGGAUGGCAGUUUACUUACCAUUACCUAUGUUAGAAGGUUCUUAAAGUGUAUGAUGUUUGAGGACAUUGGUGUUGUACCUUUGCCUUAUACUAUAAUAACAUAAAAGGGACUAAGAAGGUAGUGACCCGGUUUGAUUUUCCUAUUAUAUGUAGUUUACUAUGAUGUUCUACGAUGGUUUCUUGCUCAUUUGUUCGGACUCCUUCGAUGUAGACUUCUUACCUGGGCUUAUUCUUUUGUUUCACCUAAUCCCCUGUUCUUCUACUUCUAGUUUUUGCAACAUGAUCAUUAGAGUCUUGAUGCUUAUAUUGCUCAUUUGAUCAUCCAUUGUUUUGUUCACCUGACUCCCCGUUCUUCUACUUGUAAUUUUUGCAACAUGAUAACUAGAGUCUUGAUGUUUAUAUUGCUCAUUUGAUCAUCCAUUGGUAUCGAGAGAUGAAUUUCGAUGGAUUGUCUUGAUUAUUGAAUUGCAUGUGAAUUAGAGUCUAUGUAAUGUUACAUAGCUGCUUUCUUGUUCUUUUUUUUACCCGUAUUUAUUAACUUUUUUGAAAUAUAUCGGUCAUUCGCCGCACGCAAAUGGGGUGGGGCUCCCAUGUGUAUAAUUGUACACCUAAACUGUUACUGCAAGACCAGAGACCAAGCACUGAGGAAAGGGGGGGUAAGGGGAAUAACCCUACAAUAUGAACUGAACCUGGUCAAGAAGUAACUUCAAAACGACUUCAUAUUUAUUAACCUAAAUAUCGCAUAUAUACGUGAAUCUUUAAUGCCAAAAGUAACUGUAGUGAAGUGAAAAAAGAAAAACUCUGAGGCUCGAGAAGAAGAAUUCGUGUUAAGGAACACCUUGAUUUUCUCUUUCUUCACUCCACAUAUGGGCCCAUACGGCCUUCAACUACAAAUUAGUUCCUAACAGAGAUGUCCAGCGCUGGAGUUAAGAAACACCUCAGUUCUGUUGGUUUCUUUACCUUUUAAUGGUUGUUUUAGAAUAUUAUAUUUAUGUAAAUGUUUCAUCCCAUGUUAAAUUUUUACAUUUGCAAUAAUUUCUUAUAUUUCCAACAUUAAAAAAACUCGUAAAAACAUUUAAGUUAAAAAGUAAUUCAAACCUUAAAAUGUGAAGCAGUUUAGAAGUGAAGCAGUCGACUCCAUGGCUAGUUAAAAAGUUGCUGAAAUUGAGAGAGUAUGCCUUAAAAUGUGUCUAUGUCUCCUUGCAAGGCUUGGAAUGGAAUGGAUUGGCUUGGGAGAAUCAUUCUCCACUCAUGGCACAUACCUUACAUUAACCGUGAUGGCAAACCAGGGAGAAAAUUAGCAAAUAUGAUCCUUCAAUAGAUAACUGAUGUCCUUUGUGCACGAUGGAGGAGGAAACUAUUGGACAUAUAUUCUUUGAUUACUUAUUCUCUACACACACUCUCCAAAGCCUUGGCUCUGGUAGAUGCACAAGUCUCCUUUUUUCAUUGGCAGACUCUUAGGGAGGAGAUACUAUCGAAAUAUGGAUCAAGCUCCGUGGAAGAUGGGAUAACUAGGGGUGUGGUGGUAGCAACACUUUACUACAUUUGUGAGGUGCGAAAUCAUGUCAUUUUUCGCCAAGAUAAAGUGAAUGAAGCAGAAGUGAUGCAGAACAUCUUGUUUUCAUUGAAGCUAAAUCUCUCCAAAAUUUGUAAGAUGAAGAAUAUUAGGCACUACCGAGUGUGGUGCAACAAGAUGAAAAUCUUUCCUCAGUUCAAAUGAAAACGAAGAUAAUUUUGUAUGGCGAU
Messenger RNA from Oldenlandia corymbosa var. corymbosa, 3737 nucleotides. The record is from the annotation of a GenBank genome assembly. Lineage: Eukaryota; Viridiplantae; Streptophyta; Magnoliopsida; Gentianales; Rubiaceae.